Drosophila persimilis is the source of this 4937-nucleotide messenger RNA. RefSeq names its product ankyrin repeat and SAM domain-containing protein 1A. The coding region runs from base 416 to 4453 and encodes 1345 amino acids. The record is from RefSeq and is a predicted model, not a curated record. NCBI's taxonomy places the organism in Eukaryota, Metazoa, Arthropoda, Insecta, Diptera, Drosophilidae. Gene Ontology annotation, molecular function: protein binding. The transcript has 12 exons. Gene Ontology annotation, cellular component: cytosol.
ACUAGAGUUGUGCAGUCGGAACGGAGUCGGAACUUGGUAUCGUAGGGCGGAAUCAGAAUCGGAAUCGUGAACCGAGAGUCGAGAAUCGAGAGGCGGACCAGACCCAUCCAUUCUCGUGAAAUGGGAAAAUGUGCUAGAGAUGUUUGCUGGACGACCACGGGGCAUGCUGCAGCAUGCAUGAAACCAAGCAAAUGAAUUUAAUUGAAUUCCAAGUGAAACGAAACGCAACGAAAUCAAAUGACAAAAUUUAUUAAAUUAAACAAGACGUGAAAAGUCAGUCCCCGCAGCACACGACGACGCGUCGUCCGGCCCCACGAAACGGAAGUCUCCGAAAGCACACGCCCACACAAAAGAAAUAGAUAUAAUACUUCCCAAAUAAACUAAGCGAAAAAGCCUCUCCCCACAUCCAGCGACAAUGGGCAAGGAUCAGGAGUUCCUGGAGGCGGCGCGCAACGGCAACAUCAGCCACAUCGAGAAGGUCCUCACACAGAAGGCUAAGAGGGCCGGACCCCUUGCCAGCCUACGCCGUGGCACUGGCGUCAAUGUCCAGGACAGCGGCGGCUACUCGGCCCUCCAUCAUGCCUGCCUCAAUGGCCACGAGGAUAUAGUGAGGCUUCUGCUGGCCAACGAUGCCUCGCCCAAUCUUCCAGAUUCCCGUGGCUCAUCGCCCCUCCAUCUGGCCGCCUGGGCCGGCGAGACGGACAUUGUGCGAUUGCUCCUCACCCAUCCGUAUCGACCGGCCACUGCCAAUCUGCAGACCAUUGAGCAGGAAACGCCGCUGCACUGCGCCGCCCAGCAUGGACAUACCGGUGCCCUGGCCCUCCUCCUGGGCCACGAUGCGGAUCCCAAUAUGCGCAACUCUCGGGGAGAAACCCCCCUAGAUCUGGCCGCCCAAUACGGUCGCCUGCAGGCGGUCCAAAUGCUGAUCCGCGCCCAUCCCGAGCUGAUCGCCCACCUGGCGGCCAUGGAGAGGGGUACACGGUCGCCCUCGUCGCCAGCCUCCCCCAGUCGGCCAAUCUUUCCACACACCUGCCUUCAUCUGGCGAGUCGCAACGGACACAAGAGCGUCGUGGAGGUGCUGCUGGCGGCGGGCGUGAGCGUCAAUCUGCUGACGCCCUCGGGCACGGCCUUGCACGAAGCAUCGCUAUGCGGCAAGGAGAAUGUUGUGAGGACCCUACUGAAGGCUGGCAUCGAUCUAUCAGCCACGGACAACGAAGGACGCACUGCCCUGGACAUCCUGCGCGAGUUUCCGCCGCAUGUGACCAAGCACAUAGUGGCAGUGAUCAACAACUUUCGCAACCAAAUGGACACCGAUGAGGUCGAUGAGGUCAUCUACAGACAGCACGCGGGGCCGCCGCCCCUCUCAGGGCGGGGGGGCCAGCAUAUGAAGCUGCAGCAGCAGCAGCAGCAGCCACAGCACAGCAGCAAUCACUACCACUUCAACUCGAACAACCACUUGCUGAACCACUCGCACUCUAUGCAGCAGUCGGUCUACAGCAAGCAACGGAUGAGUGCCGGCAAUGGCGGGGGGCCCUACAAUGGAGGCAAGUCCCUGGACAGCGCCCUGCAACCGGAGGAUCGUUUCUACCAGGAUCUCAACGCGCACUCGCCGCUGCACAGCCAAAACGAAAUGGUCGGAGGCUACAGUGUCAGUCCUUCGUCGUCGCUGAGCAGCUUUGAGCCGGCUUCGGUCUCACCCCGAUCCCGCUGCUCCACCGGGGGCGUUGGUGGACAGCCCCUCCAGAUGAGCACCUUUGCCCCGGCUGGCCCGCCAAAGAAGCCGCCCCGUCGGAAUCUCUCCGUGUCGCCCACACAUGCCGGAUCGGGCCAGCAGUUCAGCUACAGCUCCCCCUGCUCCAGCCAGGGACAGCAGCAGCAGAAUCUGCGCCGCCCGCCACCCACCGACAGUCCGUACUCGCAUCAGAGCCAUGGCAGCGUCGGUGGCAUGAGCUUCGAUGAGACGCAGCUGAGGGAAAGACAGCGAAGCGAUCGACUCUAUGCCAGUGCCAGACAGAGUACACGCUCCGCCAUAGCCGGGGGAGUGAGCCUCAGUUCCAGCAAUGACAUGCUGGAUCGACAGUGCAGCAGCUCGGAGCUGAACAGCGAGACAAGUGUCCCGAAUUCCAGCGGAGAGUCGCCAGCGACCAGCUCCAUGAAACGCCCUAUUCCGGCACCGCGAAGUGCGGCCACCAAGCUGUCCAAGGAGUUGCUCAAGUCCUGCGAGAGUGCCACCCUCAAGUCGUACAAUCCCAACCGGAAGCUCAAGCGGAAUCGUAACAGCAGCGCCAAUGUGGCCAGCAAAUCGAGUGGAGAUGCCGCCGACGAGAACUGCGAGGCCAAGCAGCAGAUACCCAGCAGUCCCACCCACUACAAGCAGCCGCCGACGCCAGAUCAUCCUCCGCCCAGUUCCAGCCAGGCGGAGCGCACCAUCCACGAACGGAUACGUCCGCUGAGUCAGGAGUACAAGCGUCGCUCGGCCCUGCUGCAGUUGCAGGCGGCACAGCAGCUGAUGAUCGAGACGGGGUCAUCGCCAUCGAAGCUACUGCCCACGCUGGGCACGCCCGGCUACGACUACGAUGAUGCGGUCACGGUGGUGCCCCGCUGUCCGGCCCCCAGCUCGGGCUCUUUGAGUUCGAGCAUCUCUUGCUCCUCGGAGCACAGCCUGUCCCACUCCACGGACUAUGUGGAGGAGUUUGUGAGUGAUGUGCCCUUCGCGGGUUUGCUCAAGGGCUCCGUGUCACAGCCCAGAGAGCUGCAACCCACGGUGCAGGUGCUCGUGCAGGUCCCAGAGGAGGGAAAACCUCAGCAGCAGCAACUGCAGAAGCCCAUGCCCCGUGUGCGCCCCCCCUUACCCACCAAGCCAGCUGUUCCGGAGAGAAAGUUCAUCAAGCCCCCGACCACGCCCACUAAUCAAGCGCAGCAGCAACAGCAGUCACCGCAAACGCUGGAGGCCAAUGGCAACUCUGCAAUGGACGCAGCGGCUGCUCCCUUGGCACCUCGCCGUUCCCCCUCGAAAUCGCCCACAAAAUCAGCUGGGAAAUCCCCAGCCAAGUCUCCGGGCAGCGGGCACUCGGCUGCCACACGGAAUUCGAUCAAUCUGCUCAGCCCCUUCAAUGCGGAGGAGGCGCGCAAGAAGAUCUCUGAGAUUAUUGAGAACUUUGGCAGCGGCAUCCUCAACACCAGCAUCACGCCCACACACGACAUUGAGCUGGAUUUCGAGGACAUGGAGGUGCCCAACGAGCGUCGGGAAUUGGCCACGCGUCUGCGCACCGCGGGACUGCUGCAUCUGGAGAGGAUGCUCUUCGAGAAUGGCUAUGAUAGCUACAAAUUUGUGCACAAUGUCUUCGAGGAGCCGGAUAUUCCCUUGUUGCACAUUCCCGAGCGUGAUGCACCGAAGCUGCUGCGCUUCGUCCAGACCCUUCCGCCUGCCGAGUUCCAGCCGCAGGUCCCCAUCAAAACGCAGCAGGAGAACAAGCAACAGGGCGUAGCCACGCUCCAACAGUGGCUCCACAGCAUCGCCCUGCCCGAAUACCUAGAGUUCUUCAACAAACAUCUGUACAACACCAUCGAGAGCGUGUGCGGUGUGUGGGAUGUGGAGCUGCAGACGGUGCUGGAGAUCAACAAGCUGGGCCAUCGCAGACGCAUCCUGCAGUCCCUGGCAUACAUCCGACAGAUGCGGGACAGCGACUCCAAGGCGUCCCUGAAGACGCCGCUGGGCGAAAACAACGAAACCAAUCAGCUGACAACGAACGGCAAUGGCAACAAGGAGGCGGUAGCAGCCAGGAUACCCCCCAAUCCUGUGCAGCAUCGCAAUUCCAUCACGGGUUAUCGCAAGAGUCGACCUGCACCACCACCACCGGCUCCUCCGGCGAGGAAAGCGGUGCCAUCCACUGCACCACUCCACAUACGGGCACCCUCAGAGCUGCUGCUGGGUCUGCCAGCCAAUCUCCGGACCACCGAAUGGCGCCACUCGGCCCAGACUUUGCUCAACGAGCACAUCAAUUACGAGGUCCAGUACCUCGGCUCAACGGUUGUGAAAGAACUACGUGGCACAGAGUCCACUAAGAAGUCCAUACAAAAGCUGAAAGCCUCUAGCGAAGGUGAAGGCAAAUCGGGGUCACCACUCUCGCUGGCCAUCAGCCAUCGCGGGGUAGAGUUCAUCGAUGUGAGCAGCAAGCGCAUCAUCUGCGAGCAUGAGAUACAGAACAUCAACUGCGCCUGCCAGGACUCGGAGGAUCUGCGCCACUUUGCCUACAUCACCAAAGAGCAGGAUCUGCACUACUGCCAUGUGUUUCAGGUCCAAAGCACAGAUCUGGCAAGUGAGAUUAUACUGACGCUGGGACAAGCCUUCGAGGUGGCCUACCAGUUGGCGCUGCGCGAUGGGAUUGCCGCCACGCCAGCGCUGCUCCUGGAUAAUGGCAUGCUGCUGGGCGAGUACUGUGGUGGGAAAUAGGGCGAGGACCUGGCUGCAGUUCAAGCCCAAGCAAAGCAACCACCGGCACCGGCACCGGCACCACUCAGGCCAGGUCGCAGUCUCAAUCUAAAUCUCAGCCACAAUCCCAAACACAGUCGCAGUCGCAGUCUCUGCUCCAAGCUACUUUGCCUCACCAACUAUGGGGCCCUGUUCAAGCUCUAGUUAGAUGGAAUUUUUCUAAGAUGGAAACUACACAACUUCCGGAUCGUAGUUCUUGCAUUUUAUACGAAAUGUUUUCCCAAAAGAAACAUUUUCAAAUGGCCAAAGAACAACUACAAAACGAAUAGAACAAAAAGACUCUUAACAAAAGGCACAAUUUUUUCAAUUUAAAAGAAACGCACAACAGAACACAAGGCUUUUUUCGAGCUUCAAAACUUCCACAAAAAAUGAAAAAAAAAAACCAAAACUUCUUUCCUUUCAUCGGAGAUUAUCAUUAGAUGCAUUUUGAAUUUUUUCCCGUAAA